Molecule: messenger RNA, 3688 nt
Organism: Pleuronectes platessa (European plaice)
Lineage: Eukaryota; Metazoa; Chordata; Actinopteri; Pleuronectiformes; Pleuronectidae
Exons: 2
Coding region: 109-3261 (1050 amino acids)
Molecular function (GO): zinc ion binding; protein binding
Source: RefSeq, a predicted model, not a curated record
ACUGUGGGAGCUGAGUCACUGCAGGAAGUGAACAAGAGGGUGAGGAGCAGAGAUCUGUAUCUGCUCAGAGGAAGUGAAUCUGUUCUACAGUCUCUGGCAGCAGCUGAAAUGGCGCAGCAAGGAAUUCAACUGGACAGAGAAAGAUUCUGCUGUUCGAUCUGUCUGGAUCUACUGAAGGAUCCGGUGACUACUGGCUGUGGACACAGCUACUGUAAGAGCUGUAUUAACACCCACUGGGACAAUGGCGAGGAGAGCGGAAGCUACAGCUGUCCUCAGUGUAGAAAGACCUUCACACCGAGGCCUGUCCUGGGGAAAAACACCAUGUUAGCUGCUUUAGUGGAGGAGCUGAAGAAGACUGGACUCCAAGCUGCUCCUGCUGAUCACUGCUAUGCUGGACCUGAAGAUGUGGCCUGUGAUUUCUGCUUUGGGAGAAAACGGAAAGCUCGUAAGUCCUGUUUGGAUUGUUUGGUCUCUUAUUGUGAAAAACACCUCCAGCCUCAUUUUCAGUCACCUCCAUUUAAGAAGCACAAGCUGGUGGAGCCCUCGGAGAAGCUCCAGGAGAACAUCUGCUCUCGUCACGACGAGGUGAUGAAGAUGUUCUGCCGCACUGAUCAGCAGUGUAUCUGUUAUCUCUGCUCUGUGGAGGAACAUAAAGACCACGACACAGUGUCAGCUGCAGCUGAAAGGACUGAGAGGCAGAGAGAGCUCGGGUUGAGGAGACAAACAAUCCAGCAGAGAGUCCAGGACACAGAUAAAGACGUGAAGCUGCUUCAACAGGAGGAGGAGGCCAUCAAUGGCUCUGCUGAUAAAGCAUUGAAGGACAUUGAGAAGAUGUUCACCCAGCUGAUCCGUCUGCUGGAGAAAAGAAGCUCUGAUGUGAAGCAGCAGAUCAGAUCCCAGCAGGAAACUGAAGUGAGUCGAGUCAGAGAGCUUCAGGUGAGACUGGAGCAGGAGAUCACUGAGCUGAAGAGGAAAGACCAGGAACUGAAGCAGCUCUUAGACACAGAGGAUCACAACCAGUUUCUACACAACUACCCCUCACUGACACCACUCAGUGGAACUACACACUCAUCCAGCAUCAGGAUCCUUCCUCUGAGGGACUUUGAGGACGUUACAGCAGCUGUUCCACAGGUCAGAGGUCGACUACAGGACAUUCUGAGUGAGACAGAGAUUUUACAGAUUGUGUCUCAAGUGGAUGUUUUACUGCAACAACCAGAACCAGAGACCAGAGCUGACUUCUUAAAGUAUUCACAGGAAAUCACACUGGAUCCCGACACAGUAAACAAAUAUCUGUUAUUAUCUGAGGGAAACAGAAAAAUAACAUAUGAGGGAGUAGAAUCAGAAUCAGAAUCAGAACAGUCUUAUUCUGAACACCCAGACACAUUAACUUACAUGGAUCACGUACUCAGUAGAGAGAGUCUGACUGGACGUUGUUACUGGGAGGUGGAGGUGGAGGUGGGAGGAGCAGUUGGUGUAGCAGUCACCUACAAGAAUAUCAGAGUAGCAGGAAACUCACAUGAAUGUGGAUUUAAUGAUAAAUCUUGGAUGUUAUAUUGUUUUAAAAACAGUUAUGAAUUUCAUUACAACAGGAUCAAGUAUCUAGUGUCAGGUCCUGAGUCCUCCAGAGUAGGAGUGUACCUGGAUCACAGUGCAGGUGUUCUGUCCUUCUACAGAGUUUCUGACACCAUGACUCUCCUCCACAGAGUCCAGACCACAUUCACUCAGCCUCUCCAUGCUGGAGUUUGGGGUUGUUCUCCUGGAGACACAGCUGAGUUCUGUGAACUCAAAACGAGGGGGAGGGGCAGAGAUCUGUUUCUGCUCAGAGGGAGUGACCUUGUUCCACAGUCUCUGGCAGCAGCUGAAAUGGCGGACAGACAAAGAUUCUGCUGUCCGAUCUGUCUGGAUCUACUGAAGGAUCCGGUGACUACUGGCUGUGGACACAGCUACUGUAAGAGCUGCAUUAACAACCACUGGGACAAUGGGGAGGAGAGAGGAAGCUACAGCUGCCCCCAGUGUAGACAGACCUUCACACCGAGGCCUGUCCUGGGGAAAAGCACAAUGUUAGCUGAUUUAGUGGAGGAGCUGAAGAAGAAUGGAUUCCAAGCUGCUGAACAUGAAGACCAUGACACAGGGUCAGCUGCAGCAGAAUGGACAGUGAAGCAGAGAGAGCUCGGGCUGAGGAGACAAACAAUCCAGCAGAGAGUCCACGAUACAGAGAAAGACGUGAAGCUGCUUCAACAGGAGGAGGAGGCCCUCAAUGGCUCUGCUGAUAAAGCAGUGAAGGACAGUGAGAAGAUCUUCACUGACUUGAUCCGUCUGCUGGAGAAAAGAAGCUCUGAUGUGAAGCAGCAGAUCAGAUCCCAGCAGGAAACUGAAGUGAGUCGAAUCAGAGAGCUUCAGGAGAGACUGGAGCAGGAGAUCACUGAGCUGAAGAGGAAAGACCAGGAACUGAUGCAGCUCUCAGACACAGAGGAUCACUACGAGUUUCUCCACAACUACCCCUCACUGUCACCACUGAGUGAAUCUACACACUCAUCCAGCAUCAGGAUCCGUCCUCUGAGGAACUUUGAGGACAUAACAGCAGCUGUGUCACAGGUCAGAGGUCGACUACAGGACAUUCUGAGUGAGACAGGGUCAGAGAUUUUUCAGAUUGUGUCUCAAGUUGAUGUUUUACUGCAACAACCAGAACCAGAGACCAGAGCUGACUUCUUAAGAUAUUCACAGGAAAUCAGACUCGAUCCAAACACAGUAAACAAGCGUCUGUUAUUAUCUGAGGGAAACAGAAAAGUAACACAUGUGAAAGAAGAUCAGUCUUAUCCUAAUCACCCAGACAGAUUCACUGGUUGGUAUCAGGUCCUGAGCAGAGAGAGUCUGACUCGACGUUGUUACUGGGAGGUGAAAGUGGAGGUGGGGGUGAGGGUGAAAGGAGGAGUUGGUGUAGCAGUCACAUACAACAAUAUCAGCAGAGCAUGUGAAUUUGGAUCAAAUGAUAAAUCUUGGUCAUUAUAUUGUUAUGAAAACAGUUAUGAAUUUCAUUACAACAGCAUCAAGACUCCAGUGUCAGGUCCUGUGUCCUCCAGAGUAGGAGUGUACCUGGAUCACAGUGCAGGUGUUCUGUCCUUCUACAGCGUCUCUGACACCAUGACUCUCCUCCACAGAGUCCAGACCACAUUCACUCAGCCUCUCUAUGCUGGAGUUAGGGUUUGUAAUUAUGCAUCCACAGCUGAAUUGUGUCAACUGAGCUGUGGAUGUAUGAAGUGAACAGAUUAUACUGAUGAAAUGAUCAAUGACCUCAGAGCGUCAACAUGUCCAACAGGUCAACUUCACUCUGGUUGGAUUUACAGAGCAUCAGUGUUAUUGGAUGUUUGGUCACAUUAUAAUUGUGUAACCUGGUUUGUUUCCAUCACGGCUAAUCUCUGUUUAGUGAGAAUCCACUCGUCCUCAUUGUAUUUACAUAUUUAAUGAACUGGCUUAUUUAUCUGCUGCUGCCUCUGUAUCUGUUCUUUUUAAUUUUCCUGAUCUAUACUAGCAGGUCCAUUGGAGAGUGUCCUGAUCGAGUCACUCUGAGGGUUUGUUCUGCAGCUCUCAUCACAUGUGUUUCUUAUACAUUCUAUAUACAUUUCAAUAUCUUAUAUUAAGUCAUAAAAAUGUAAUGUCUGAAGAAAGUUGAAAUAAAGAAUAAAUCAGG